UAUCUCCCUCCCUCUCUCAGUUUCCCGCGCUGUUCUCGAUGCGCGUGUCCCCUUCACUUGGCCGUGCAGCAGGAGACCGCUCUGACGUGAGGCGCACGAGCUGCGAGUGUCUCUCGAACAUUGGGAUCCGGAACUGGUUUGGAUUCCUUUGACACGCGCUCUCUGGCGAGAACCCGACCGGUUUGACUUAAUUGGAUUUGAGGAUCACGUUAUUGUCGUUUUUUUUACGUUUUCGUGUAUCUGCGAUUCCGCCGAAAAAGUAAUUAGACAUUGGAGAACAACUUGCGCGGAAGUUGACCGUCAAGCAAUUGAGGCAAUUAAGAGUCAAUAAAGGGAGCGUGGUGGGAGGGUGCACUUGCGUGUGUGUGCGUGUGUGUAAGUGUGUGUGAGUGUGUGUGUGUAGGAGGGAGGCGCGAAGCGCGAGCGGAACUCCGAGUCCACACAGUAAAGUGAGAACAAACGACCGUUGAAGGAGAACGCGCAAGGACGUGUCUUAAUUGGAGAGUCUUAAUUGGACGGGUCUCAAUUGGACAUGCACCAUGGACGGUAUUAACGGAGCCACCGGCCAGCCUUCGGGACUCUGGCCCCCGUGGAAUGACAACGGCUCCUCCAUCAACCAGACCAACACCCCAUUCACCCCCACCCUGUGCAAUGGCUCCUCCUCCUCCUCCUCCAACGACUCCUCCUCCUCCGUCUACUGCUCCACCCUGGACGGCGCCGCCGCCGCCGGGGCCAGCGGCCCCUACAAGGCCGUGGAGAUGUUCUUCAUCGCCGUGGUGACCGGCUCCCUCAGCUUCGUCACGGUAACGGGCAACAUCCUGGUGAUGCUGUCCAUCAAGGUCAACCGCCACCUGCAGACGGUGAACAACUACUUCCUAUUCUCGCUGGCGUGCGCCGACCUCAUCAUCGGGGCGUUCAGCAUGAACCUGUACACGGUGUACAUGGUGGCGGGCUACUGGCCCCUGGGGCCCGUGGUGUGCGACCUGUGGCUGGCCCUGGACUACGUGGUGAGCAACGCCUCCGUCAUGAACCUGCUCAUCAUCAGCUUCGACCGCUACUUCUGCGUCACCAAGCCGCUCAGCUACCCGUCACGCCGGACCACCAAGAUGGCCGGGCUGAUGAUCGCGGCGGCCUGGAUACUCAGCUUCGUGCUCUGGGCGCCCGCCAUCCUGUUCUGGCAGUUUAUCGUCGGCGAGAGGACGGUACCGUCCGGAGAGUGUUACAUACAGUUCCUGUCGAACCCAGCGGUGACAUUCGGCACGGCGAUCGCAGCCUUCUACCUGCCAGUCAUCAUCAUGACCGUCCUGUACAUCCACAUCUCCCUGGCCUCCCGCAGCAGGGUGUCCAAACACAAGCCCGACAAGAAGGACAAGAAAGGCAUCAAAACCCCGAGUCUGUUGAAGAGUCACCUGUUGAAGCAGAACAACAACAACGACGCCACUCCCCAACCCAGCCCCCUGCCCAUCAACAAACCCGGCCUGGAGCCCGACUCCACCGGGGGUGCCGAGGAGCUGAAGAACGGCAAGAUCGAGGAACCGAACCCAGCGGAACCAGCUCCACCGUUAGCCCAGCCAAGCCCCGCCCCUACACAGGAGGAGAAGGAGAGCAGCAAUGACUCAUCCACCGCCUUCAUCGCACCUCCGGAGCCCGGAGAGCCCCCCCGUGACGGGCCCCCCAGCGAGGGAGGGGCCUCUACCUCCGCGGCCCCGCCCCCGGCCCCGCCCCCCACCGCCCUGGCCCCACCCACCACCAGCGCGGUGGGGGCCCGCAUGAACCCCUCGUCUAAGUGGUCCAAGAUCAAGAUCGUGACCAAGCAGGCCGGGGACGAGUGCAUCACGGCCAUCGAGAUAGUGCCCCCGGUGGAGGGCGGGGGGAAGCACUCCAUCGCCAUCAACCGCCCCCGCACCGUCGCACGCAAGUUUGCCAGCAUCGCUCGCAGCCAGGUGAAGAGGAAGAGGCAGAUGGCCGCCCGGGAGAAGAAGUGGAGUUGUAACGGGAGGUUAACUGGUUACCAGUACCGCAGUGUGUUAGGGAGGUUAACUGGUUACCAGUACCGCAGUGUGUUAGGGAGGUUAACUGGUUACCAGUACCGCAGUGUGUUAGGGAGGUUAACUGGUUACCAGUACCGCAGUGUGUUAGGGAGGUUAACUGGUUACCAGUACCGCAGUGUGUUAGGGAGGUUAACUGGUUACCAGUACCGCAGUGUGUUAGGAGGUUAA
This is a messenger RNA of Gadus morhua (Atlantic cod), 2219 nucleotides long. RefSeq names its product muscarinic acetylcholine receptor M4-like. The transcript has 7 exons. Gene Ontology annotation, cellular component: synapse; dendrite; plasma membrane. Gene Ontology annotation, biological process: G protein-coupled receptor signaling pathway, coupled to cyclic nucleotide second messenger; adenylate cyclase-inhibiting G protein-coupled acetylcholine receptor signaling pathway; chemical synaptic transmission. The record is from RefSeq and is a predicted model, not a curated record. Gene Ontology annotation, molecular function: G protein-coupled serotonin receptor activity; G protein-coupled acetylcholine receptor activity. Lineage: Eukaryota; Metazoa; Chordata; Actinopteri; Gadiformes; Gadidae. The coding region runs from base 540 to 2219 and encodes 559 amino acids.